Molecule: messenger RNA, 814 nt
Organism: Aspergillus ibericus CBS 121593
Lineage: Eukaryota; Fungi; Ascomycota; Eurotiomycetes; Eurotiales; Aspergillaceae
Exons: 1
Coding region: 70-579 (169 amino acids)
Source: RefSeq, a predicted model, not a curated record
CUGGAAGGCCAGCAAUGUUCACCAUCUCUCCUUAUCACACCUUUCCACGCACAUCCCAUCACCCUCAAGAUGGAUGACUCAACCCAACGGAUUCGCGAACACAUCAUUCGCCAAAUCCGAGUGGUCCUUUUCAAGUUCCUACCAGACGUCGGUUCAGGCCCGAUACGAAUACUGGGUGAUACUCCGAAUAGUAUUCUGGAUCCUAAAGAUUAUUUAGGAUCCAUCCGCCCAUUUGUCUCAGAGGUGCAGAACUGCCUUCAUGAGCAUCAUCCAAACAAUGAGGCUCGUUUCGUCGCCGUGAAUAUCUACCGCGGAAAGCACUCCUAUUUUGUGGUCGACCUCAAUAAUACUGAUUAUAACUAUGAAACUGCUCAUGAAUGCAAGACUCUGAUCCCUGUCUAUGUCCUUCGCCUUUCAAAAAGACAACCCACGAUUUUACGAAAACGGGAGCUGGAUGAAACAAUCGCUAAGACACUCCGGACCAUGCACGACGGCCAUGGUCAAGACCCUCUCCCGUUAUUUGACAAUUAUUAUGAUGAGAAUCUUCAAUACCGCAAUCCACGCAGCCUCCAUACUUGAUCGUUGAGUAUUCGGGCUUGGCACUGUCGAUGCCAGGAUAUUGUACACUAUUCUCUACCCGAUUGUCCAUUCAAAGCCGCUAUUCCGGCUGCCGGGGGUUCAAGCACGAGGUCGACCACCUAAUGUAACUAGACAGGCAUAUCAAGCAGUCCAGCAGUUGUAGCUAUCAUAACGCAAGUUGUAUCACUUCGUCCUAGGAUGAGCCCAAGCAAUUGCUUGAGGGUUCUUCGCUCCG